AUGCCAAAUGGCCCCAUUGAGGAUCAAGUUCACCAUCAUCCGGCGGACGAUGACAUCGGGGACGUGAUCCGGUAUAUCCCUAUUCGCUGCGGUGAAGGCUCCGAAGAAGGGAGGUCACGGAUCAAAACAAACGAUCAAAAUGCUAUUCAUGGGGAAUGCAUGAUCGAUCCGCCCAGGAGAUCAAACCGGAUAUCUAAGCCUACUCAGCGAGCCUUGGAAUAUGCUGUGCAUCCUGUGGCGAGUACAACCCAAACAGAAAGCAAGAAGCGGAAGAGAACCCCCCACACCCUUCCUGCGACCAAGGAUAAUGCCCUAUUUGAGUGGGACGAACUAUCAAGUCCGCUCUCCUCUCCCAUUAAACGCUCAGAGCAAGAUCUGAUGAUCCCGGAAGGACGUCAUCGUCGAAGGAUCACGACAUCCAUCAAAGUUGCAGAUAGUAAACCACUCAGGACUUCAUAUUCCGGAUGGUCGUGUCACGAAGUCCCACCCGAUAUCUUGUCGUCACUUCGAUUCGAUCGUGCUCCGGAACUCCUCACUUUACCUUCAUCAUCAGCUGUAGAGGAGAGCUAUAAGGCAGCACAAGGUAGUCAAUCCCGUCAUCCAAAUGAUGGGGCCAGGUCUCGGAUGACCAGGAGAAGACCCAUUCAGAGGGAACAGACAGCUUUGUUCGCCCGUGAUCAAGUCGCAGUUACAGCGAAGAAAGAUGGGUUCAAGAGGCAAGCAAUCGAAAAGGACCAGAAUGAGGUACAGAUUUUACCUUUACCUCAAACACCUUUUCAGCCCUAUCCCGAGCUGGCGGACGGUAUUCGAUCAAGUAGAUUAUGUAAGGUCUUGAGGAUAUUAGCUGGUCUACGAAGUCCCAGAUCAAGGAGAACAGAGGUAUUGCCGCAACCUAGGAAUAGACCUCCCGUUUGGGCAGAGUCUCGACAAGAGCUAUGUGAAGCUUUACCUUACUAUCGAAGUUUUCAAUCUGGUUUAUACAUGCAUAAGAAGGUAGCGUAUGGAUAUCUACUGGAAGCUUUCCCAGCUCCGAGAGAUAUUUGGGCACAUAACGGAAAAGUCAUCAUAUCUCACGGGGGUGGACAAUGUGUACGAACACUCAAACCCGAUGGUACAUCUGGUCCAGCAACUUUACAAGCCGACCAAUCUCGUUCGGACGCCAGGGUUGAUACACUUCUUCUAGCUCAUGAGAAGAGGAUACCGAUGGUAUUGAUUGCCGGAAAGGGAUAUGAGGGUUUACCUUGGGAGUUAAAUUGUGCCUAUGUCAUACUGGGAUGGUAUUGGAUAUCCCUCACUUGGGUCGAAGCUGAAUGGCCACCUCUGGGUGUGAGCCCGCCAAAGGAGAGAGACUAUUUUCAUCGAGUGAAAAUACGAUUCGAUUGGGUAGAGAGCCAAGGUACACCAUGGUGGAUCGAAUCGUAUAGUUUCAUGAAUAUACAGGAUGCCGCCAAUAUCGCUGUACCGCAUAAUGAUACUUGGAAGAAAUGGUCAAGAGAAAUGACGCCUUUACCCAGCGAAGGGGAUGAAAUAUCCUGUAAGGAUAUCCAAGACGAUGUCAAUCUACCAAAAGACGUACCAUGCUGUGAUGAAGAGAAGAGGACGAACGAUGAUUUGUGUACACCGAAGAAGAUGGACGUCUCAUCUUUACUGAAUCCUACUGGUCUGCCAACUCCGCCUCAUAGCUCUCCCGGAACACAGGGUCACUUGAACCGCUCAUCACCACCUUCACCCUGCACGUCAACAACACAUCGCCAGUUUUGGCCAGGGAACCAGUUUCUGUCAACCGCCCAACCACUUUUGACAUUUACAGAACAUUCGCUCAAUCGCUCUCAAUUCCCUUCCCCGACAAUCUGUCCUUCAUGUCAUCGACCUAUCGUACGGAUAUACCAAGAAGGCUUGUUCUGCUUUCAACCGGAAUGUCAAGCUUUCUUCAUGCUUGACUCCCCCAUCGGCGUUCUACCUAUUCCACCUGGAUUCUCCCUAUCUUACGAUGAGAAUUUUCUCAAACCUCGCUGUACACCUCCUGAAGUCAUGAUACCAUAUAGUGUAGUUCCGCAGGAACCGGUCAGAGUGGUUCCUGAGACGGAAGAGAUGGAUGGUGAAGUUGGAGGAAGGACCUUAUGGAGAGGCUGGGUAUGUAGGAGAUGUGGAAGAGCAAAUUGUAGAUAUAGAUGGGAAGUAUGGGAAUGUCGGAAUUGCGGAAAUACUCUGGGGGUCGUUGAUCCAUCUCGGAUCAUUCUCAAGAAGGAUCUUCCCCAUAUCCCGCCCUCGUUUUUAGGGGAUAGUAAGAUCGAUCCGUCUUCUGGAAUAACAUCGAAGAUGAGAUGGAUAAGUGAGAUUGGCGGUACUUGUAUGGUAUAUGAUCUGCCCCAUGCAGGCAAGGUAUAUCAUCUCAUUCAGCCUGAUUAUAAUCUCGCCGAUGAGUUGUUGCAAGACUACCAAAAAGCUGCCAAUGAAGGGGGCUGGUUCCAGCGAAGACCUCUGAAAGGCGUGAGUACAGUAUACAUACACAUCUGCCAGUAUGGCUACAGCAGGCAUUCUCAUGCUAAAAGGUUUCGUUUACAACGAGUAGUCAAAGGCCAAUUUCUCGCUCAGCAUUUCGCAGUGAAUUUCGGUGCUGCAUACAAAUAUCAGGUCGAUACGUUAUCUUAUCCAUUUGAAAAAUCGCCAGAAUGCGUGACGAGGUCGUUGGACUUAAUAAAAGAUAGAGUCAGAUUGAUCUUAAGCGAAGAAAUAGUUUUCAACGAAAUUCUCAGUGUGAUGUAUAGAGAAGGUCAAAAGAUGAGCUGGCACGAUGAUGGAGAAGCAGAUCUCGGUCCAGUAGUCUCAUCUUUAUCUUUGGGUAAUCAAGCGAUUAUGUCUUUCCGACUCAAGACACCUCGAGUAAACCCUAAUCAAACUUAUUAUAAAGGUAUGGCAGACAGGGAAAUUAAGAAGAUAUCACCUACUGCUUUGAGUUUUACUCUUUCUCACGGUGACAUAAUGAUAAUGCAAGGAAGUGGUAUACAGAAGAAAUACGACCAUAAAGUCAUCCCGAUGGGGUUCAGGAUAGCUUCGACUGCUAGAGUCAUAGGGGUACCGGAGAUCUAA
Kwoniella mangroviensis CBS 8507 is the source of this 3090-nucleotide messenger RNA. RefSeq lists its product as uncharacterized. The coding region runs from base 1 to 3090 and encodes 1029 amino acids. NCBI's taxonomy places the organism in Eukaryota, Fungi, Basidiomycota, Tremellomycetes, Tremellales, Cryptococcaceae. Gene Ontology annotation, molecular function: cytosine C-5 DNA demethylase activity; ferrous iron binding. Gene Ontology annotation, biological process: DNA alkylation repair; DNA repair. The transcript has 14 exons. The record is from RefSeq and is a predicted model, not a curated record.